Molecule: messenger RNA, 1459 nt
Organism: Monopterus albus (swamp eel)
Lineage: Eukaryota; Metazoa; Chordata; Actinopteri; Synbranchiformes; Synbranchidae
Exons: 2
Coding region: 172-939 (255 amino acids)
Source: RefSeq, a predicted model, not a curated record
UUGGAGAUGAAUACACUCAGGUCUUUGCGGUCCACUUCAGGGAAACGUUACCUACUGUUCCAUCCACUGUCAUUCUCAGGGCUGUGUGUGUAUGGCAGCAUAAAUCUAGUUUAACUCUCAGAAGGCAUCUACAGAUAAAUUCUCCAGGUGGGAUACAGACUUAAGAGCGCCAUGAGUGGCUCUGCUGGAGCUACACCCCGGACCGGAUCGGGUUUGGGCAUCAGUGGGCCGUGGCCUCAGAGAGCCUUGGUCCAGACAUACCUGCUCCCCAGCUCUGUACGCCCUCCACUCGCAGCAGGAGGACACAGGGGCACCAAAACCGCUCUGAGGCUGCCUUUUCUGGUAGCUACGACCAAAGGGCCACACAGGAUGGACAGCAUGGUUCAGCUCAGCCUCAGUGAGCACUCCCUUCUCACCCCAAAUGAGUAUGUCCUAUUCUCUGGCAACCAUCUCCACAGUGUUUCACAAAGGCGACCACCACCUCCUCCAUUUUCCAGGUCAUCAGCCCUGCUCCCCUACAAGACCAGCCACCAGUCUGGCACCAGCCAGUUUCAUCAGCAGCAAAACCAACAGCAGGUCCAAAGCUGCAGCAGACCAGCCUACGUUAACUUCUCCCAGGCCAUCCAGCCCAGCUCCAAGCCAAUACAUCAUUCACACAACACACACAACCUGGCCCACAGCGCAGAGAAACGUGACCUUCGACCUUUAGCGAAACAAUAUCAUAAUGCUUUGUCUUGGGGAGAGCCUUUGACUGUCACUGGGAAGCCAUGUCUUCUGAACAGCAGUCAGCGCCGCACUCUGGCUGCUGGUCCAGUUCGUACUCAGCUUCAUGUGUUUCUGCCCACUGAGGCAGAGGGAGAAGAAACAGACAGUGAGUCUGUGGAUGAAGGCUUCAUGGAUGAGCUGGACAGUAAGAUAACCUCUCUGAAGCUCCAGUAGGGAACACCAAAGACAGCUGCAUGAUAGGUAAAAGCAAAGCAAACUGUAUGGUCCACAUUUUUUGUGUGUGUGUAUUUUGGGUCACUUUUUUAUUAUUUUGGCUAGAUUCCUUUAUUCAAAUCAAGAGAAAUGUUGAUGCUACAGAAAACAAUUCAGAAAACAAUUAGCUUCCAGCUUUGUGACAACAAUAUGGGUACAUCACUUAGCUAAAUGGAGAGCUUCAGUGGAACCUGAAAAUAAGAGUUUCCUGCCUAAAAAUAAGGAUGUAUCUAAAAUUUCAUACUCGUAAAUGUGUGGUUUGUUGUGUUUGGUAGCAAAUGAAUGUACAAACAUUUUCAUCACUGUCCUGUUUCUGUCAAAGUAAAGAACUAUAAAGACACCAAUGCAAAUUGAAUAAAUCAUGUGUUAGUGUAAAAAGAGUAUGUUUUGCAGAAACUGGAAUUUGUUGCUAUGCCAGUAUAUACAUGUGUUAGGUAUUUUUAGUCAGAUAGAUAUUGGUUAGAUACUUUAUGUAUUAGAA